Manacus vitellinus (golden-collared manakin) is the source of this 4168-nucleotide messenger RNA. RefSeq names its product general transcription factor IIi (gene GTF2I). Gene Ontology annotation, molecular function: DNA-binding transcription factor activity. Lineage: Eukaryota; Metazoa; Chordata; Aves; Passeriformes; Pipridae. The record is from RefSeq and is a predicted model, not a curated record. The coding region runs from base 1 to 3603 and encodes 1200 amino acids. Gene Ontology annotation, cellular component: nucleus. The transcript has 41 exons.
AUGGUGGUUUGUUUUGAAAUAGGCCAUGAUAAUUACAGGAGGAAAAUGGCUCAAGCUACCGCACCAGCAGCAUCCAUCCAUGAUGAGGAAUCCUUAGAAAGCAGAAUGGUGGUUAAAUUCCUCAUGUCAGGACUUGAGUCAAUGUGUAAAGAACUUACCAAGUCCAAGGCAGAAGUUGCCUGUAUUGCUCUGUAUGAAACAGAUGUGUUUGUAGUUGGAACUGAAAAAGGAAGAGCCUUUGUCGACUCUAGGAAAGAUUUUCAGAAGGAUUUUGUUACAUACUGUGUUACAGAAGAGGACAGGGCUGCAGAACUGCAGAAAACGAAGACUACACCAGCUGAAACAGGGGUAAACAAUCUCACAGGGGAUGUUGUAGACCUGGAGACUCUUAGAAAGUCUGUGGAGGACUUUUUCUCCUUUUGCUAUGGUGAAGCUUUAGGAAAGUCAACGAUGGUACCUGUGCCAUAUGAGAAGAUUCAGAGGGACCAGUCUGCUGUGAUAGUACAGGGCCUGCCCAAAGGACUUGCAUUUAAAAAUCCAGCAAAUUACGAUGUUUCAACCCUGAAAUGGAUUUUGGAAAACAAGUCAGGGAUCUCGUUUAUUAUCAAAAGGCCUUUCCUAGAACCAGAGGAACACAUAGGAGCUCAUAUGACAGAUGCUUCACAUUCAGUUAUACCUCUGGGUGGAAGUUGUCCUCCUAUUAAAGUGAAAAUGGAGCCAAGCGGAGAUUCUGGAAUUUCUUCGGAAACGGCAACAGUACCAGUGAAGGGGGAAUCAGAUGACCCUGACUACUGUAGAUUUAAUAUCCCAGCAGGCCCUUCCAAGACAUCAGACAUGGAUGAAAAAUCUGGUCUUGCAAAAAGUUACACAGCUUCCUCCCAGCAUGACUCGUCAGAAACACGUGAGAAUCCUGAGGUCGAGGUCACUCUUGAAGAUGAUGAUGACUAUCUGCCCCAUAACGAGAGACCAAAAAGUGCCCAGUCAACUAAUGGAGCUGACAAUUCUGGGAGAAGAAAAGCGGAAGAGUGCAAUGUUGCUUCCUCCCAGCAUGACUCGUCAGAAACAAGUGAGGAUUCUGAGGUUGAGUUCUCCAAUGAAGAAGAUGAUGAUGACUAUCUGCCCCCUAACAAGCGACCGAAACGCACUAGGUCAACUAUUGGAGCUGGCAAUUCAGGGAGAAGAAAAGUGGAAAAGUGCAAUGUUGCUUCCUCCCAGCAUGACUCAUCAGAAACAAGUGAGGAUCCUGAGGUUGAGGUCACUCUUGAAGAUGAUGACGACUACCUACCCUGUAAGGAGAGACCGAAACGCACUAGGUCAACUAAUGGAGCUGACAAUUCUGGGAGAAGAAAAGCGGAAGAGUGCAAUGUUGCUUCCUCCCAGCAUGACUCGUCAGAAACACGUGAGAAUCCUGAGGUCGAGGUCACUCUUGAAGAUGAUGAUGACUAUCUGCCCCAUAACGAGAGACCAAAAAGUGCCCAGUCAACUAAUGGAGCUGACAAUUCUGGGAGAAGAAAAGCGGAAGAGUGCAAUGUUGCUUCCUCCCAGCAUGACUCGUCAGAAACAAGUGAGGAUUCUGAGGUUGAGUUCUCCAAUGAAGAAGAUGAUGAUGACUAUAUGCCCUCAUAUAAGAGACGAAAAAGGACCAAGUCGACUAAUGAAGCUGGCAAUUCUGAGAGAAGAAAAGUUGGAGAAUUCAAUUUUGAGAAAUGGAAUGCACGAAUUACAGACUUGAGAAAGCAAGUUGAAGAGCUGUUUGAAAAAAAAUACGCUGAAGCUAUAAAAGCAAAAGGUCGAGUGUCUAUCCCAUACUCACUCUUCCAGUCAACUGCAGAAGACUUACAAGUGGAAGGGCUGCCAGAAGGUGUCCCCUUCAGGCGUCCAUCCACGUACGGCAUUCCCCGGCUGGAGAGGAUACUUCUAGCAAAGGAGAGGAUUAAAUUUGUGAUUAAAAGGGAGGAACUUCUGAAUUCAACAGAUGUUCCACUGGACAAAACAGCUAAAGGAGUCUCAAAUACAGGAAAAGAGGAGUGGCAUACCAAAGUCACCAAACUGAGAAAGAUGGUAGAUCAACUCUUCUGUAAAAAGUUUGCCAAGGCCUUGGGGAGCAGUGAGCCCAAAGUUGUUCCAUACAAGAAAUUUGAAGCUCAUCCAACUGACCUCUAUGUUGAAGGGCUGCCAGAAAACAUCCCUUUUAGGAGUCCCUCCUGGUAUGGAAUCCCUUGCCUUGAACAAAUAAUUCAAGUGGGCAAGAGAAUAAAAUUUGUGAUCAAAAAACCAGAGCUGCUAACUCUCACUUCAACCGAAAUUAUUCAGCCCAGGUUGAACCCAAGAGAGAGAGAAGAUUGGAAUGCCAAGAUCACAAACCUAAGAAACCAAGUAGAAGAGUUAUUUAGUAAGAAAUUUGGCCAAGCUCUGGGGAUUUCAGAGAUAGUGAAAGUUCCCUACGCUAUAUUUGAGUCAAAUCCUGCACAGUUGUGCGUUGAAGGCUUGCCAGAUGGAAUCCCCUUCCGGAGUCCCACAUGGUUUGGAAUUCCACGCCUUGAAAGAAUUAUCCGUGCGAGUGACAAAAUCAAAUUUGUUAUUAAAAAGCCUGAGCUUCUCAAUUCCUAUUUGUCUCGAAAACUGGCUAAUAAAAAAUACACAAAAGCAACGAGUCCAGGGAGUUCCAAAAGGUCGCGAAGUCCUGCACGCAAUUCAAAUGUCCCAGAGAUUGAAGUUACUGUUGAUGGAAGUCCUGAUAAAACACAAACAACAAGGACUCAAACUAAUUCUCAAACCAAUGGCUCCAGUAUAAAUUUCAAGCUACAAGGAAAAGACUUCUCUUUUCAGGCAUGGAAUGCCAAAAUUAGUGACUUAAAGCAGAGAGUCGAAGAUCUUUUUAAUGAAAAAUGUGGGGAAGCGCUAGGACUCAGUAAACCAGUGAAGGUGCCAUUUUCACUGUUUGAAUCCUUCCCGGACGUUUUCUACGUGGAAGGACUACCUGAGGGGGUACCUUUCCGCCAACCUUCAACUUUUGGAAUUCCAAGACUAGAGAAGAUCCUGAGAAACAAAUCUAAAAUAAAAUUCAUUAUUAAAAAGCCUGAGAUGUUGGAGGCAGCUGUUAAAGAAAGUUCUGCUAGAAACCCCUCAAAUGACAGUGAGCGACCGUCAAAAGUAGAAAAGACCAGACAAUUGAGAGAGCAAGUAAAUGAUCUUUUUAGCCAGAAAUUUGGUGAAGCCACUGGUAUGAAUUUUCCUGUGAAAGUUCCAUACAGAAAAAUCACUACCAACCCUGGGUGUGUGGUGGUGGAGGGGUUGCCUCCCGGCGUGGUGUUUAAAGCGCCCAGUUAUCUGGAAAUCAGCUCGAUGGAGAAGAUUUUGGAAUCAGCAGAACUUAUCAAGUUUACUGUCAUUCGACCGUUUCCAGGACUUGUGAUUAACAAUCAUCUGAUGGAAAAAGCUGAAGCAGAAGCAUCACCAACAGCAACAGCCCCAGGACUACCAGAGCCAGCUGAAACAAGCGGAAUAGAAGUAUCUCUAGGAGAUAACACAGAAAAAGAAGAAAAUUCUCAAAUAAAACAAGAACCACACCCAAUAAAGCAAGAACCACACCCAAUGUCGUAGACAUCACCAAUACCAGAAGCAUCCGGUUCUGAGAAGAGCCUGCUGGGCCUGUCUAGAGCUGUGUAAUAUAACUGUAUAAGAAAAGUAUCUUCAAUUCAAACCCUUUUGUAUAAGAGAAAUACCUUCUAUACAAACCCUUUUGUAUUUUUAAAUAUAAAUGUGUACUUUUUCAGCAGUUCUGUGAAUUGACUUAAAGCAAAAAAUGACUGUAGAUUUGGAAUGGCUGGUUUUACUUUGGAAUAUAUUUUAAGAACUAAAUAUGAUGCAGCAAUGCUGGGGAGAUGAUAGGUAUUAAAAUGAUUAUGGACUUAGCUGAGGCUGUCUACAUUUCCCAAUACAGCUAAAUUUCACCAUACCUGAAUGCAUCUCAGCUUUUUUAAUGAGGAAAAAUUUCUGUAAAGAGUUCACUUUUUUUACUUUGGAAGAAAAAAAAAAUCAUUCAUUUUCAGUUACUAUUUUAAUGGUUGAUUGGACAAUAGUAUCUGCAUAUUUGAACUAAUUUUUCCUGUCAUACCUGUCACAAUUUAUAUGUUUUUCCUAAAUAAAAGAUAAACUGUUUCAUUUG